AUGAACACCAGUGAACUAGGCUCCAACUUUACCCUGUCCUCUAACACAGAAAACAUCACUCUGUCCAGCCUGACAUCCACCGCCAUCUCUCCCACCACUGCACUAACUCCAUCCUAUUCUUCAGACAUCCAUGACCCACAAUUCACCAUCAUGGUGGUGCUUGGCUUAUCGCUGCUGCUGGCAGGGUUGGCAGCCUUCCUGGCAGUGUGCCGGCCCUCUGAACAGGACGGGGACUCUGAGGCCAGCUGUGGCCCAGGGGAGAGCUUGACCCUUGGAAAAAGCCAUUCCAGUGAGCCCCAGCUCAAAGUGUGGAAGAGGCUGGGCUCCUAUCGUCGUUCAUACAACAUCUCCUUCAGAAGACCGCCGUAUCGCAGGCCGCACGAGCGUGACAGCACACAUGCUUCUCAGUCUCCAGACAGACAGACAGUACAGCCAGAGGCCAGAGUGGAGCCGCACCUCACCAUGCCUUGCCUAUUUGACUACGUCACUGAAAUCUAA
Molecule: messenger RNA, 498 nt
Organism: Scomber japonicus (chub mackerel)
Lineage: Eukaryota; Metazoa; Chordata; Actinopteri; Scombriformes; Scombridae
Exons: 1
Coding region: 1-498 (165 amino acids)
Source: RefSeq, a predicted model, not a curated record